AUGUCUGUCAUGGAAGCACCAGUUGCAGAAGCCUGUCUCUCAGAGACCUCAAGCGUUUCAGCAGGCUCAGCCGGGUCUUCUCCAUGCAAAGACACAGAAGACAGAAACAACAAAGGAAAGCUCCGGGAAACAGCGGAGCCGGCACCAAAGGUGAUAUCUGAAUCUGGGGUUUCGUUUGAUCUGAAACUAACACAUGAGGAGUUGAGUGAAAGCUCCAAGCAGCAGGAACUCAAUCUUCUGAACUGUUUGGCUGGGGGGUCUUCCUCUCAGCCACCGGAGGCCGCACCGGAAUCACGCUUGAAGAAAUCUGCAGAGAGGAAAUCUUUCUACUGUACUUACUGUAAGAGGAAGUUUGAUAGCUCACAGGCAUUGGGUGGGCAUCAGAACGCCCACAAACGAGAGAGAUCCAUGGCGAAAAGAGAACAGGGGCUAGCUGCAAUUGCUCUGGGAUACCCAUAUGGACGAUACCACCCAUAUUCAAGCAUAUCAGCACUUCACCUCAAUGGGUCUCUGAAUAGAUCGUCUCCUACUGCAUCCAGCCAUGUGCAGCUGCAUCCUAUGAUUCACAAGGCUUAUCAUCCAUGGUCCUCCUCUACUACUCAGGGAUAUCGUUACAGCCAUGGCGGUGGUGGGGGGUUAAGAUCAGCUGCCAUGGUGAAUGCUCAGUCUGCAGUGUCUAGGCUGAGGAUGGAUGAUUGUUGGGCUGGCAAUAAUGGGUUCAGAAUGCCAGGAGUGGCUACGUUUGAUUCUGGUGCUCCCAUUAACUUGUUUGGAGAUUCCUCGGCUAUACCAGCUUUGAACAUUGCAGCAAAUAGAGCGGUUGAUGGUGGUGGUGGUGGUGGCUGUGGUGAUUAUCAUUCCAGAGGUGUUCCUUCGGAAAAUCACCCAAGUGAAGCACAAGAGCCUGACUUAUCUCUCAAGCUCUGA
Nelumbo nucifera (sacred lotus) is the source of this 927-nucleotide messenger RNA. RefSeq lists its product as uncharacterized. Lineage: Eukaryota; Viridiplantae; Streptophyta; Magnoliopsida; Proteales; Nelumbonaceae. Gene Ontology annotation, biological process: negative regulation of abscisic acid-activated signaling pathway. The record is from RefSeq and is a predicted model, not a curated record.